GGGGUCGCCCCCCCAUAAUGACGGUCUUGGACAUAUUUAAUUUAGAUCGAUUUUUCCACUGUAACAUUUUCAUUUCAAACAAUACAGUCAAAAUGUUUGGAUAAAAAUGUAUUUAUUUUUAAUUUUUGUCGUAUAAUAUGGUUUUUGAUUGUCCACGGCCACACAUUUUUCGUAGAAGCGAUAACGAUCUAACGUCGUAUAAAAGUGCACAUAACACAUAAGUGCUUGUAUAUUUAGAGUUUUUAUAGAGCUACAAGUGUCAAGUCCUCAGCCCUAGUAAUAACGCCUUUCCGCGUGCGGCACACACACAUCUUCUGCACUAUGGCAUCAUACAGACACACCAAGGUCUGAUCGGGAAUUAUUGACGGUCAGAUAUUUCGGGUAGGCACGUGACGUAGCGUAUCUAACAUAAUAAUGUAGAAGCGACGGUAUGAUAAUACAUUAUACCGGUAAGAAAAUUAUGUGUGCAGUGUGCGCAGAAUCCACUAAAUCUGGACCUUUGCUAUCGCACCGUGAUGUUUUUUCUCAUGCCAAUAUGCCAUUGACUACUGCUGUAAUCUACUGCAGUCAGGCUCGUCGUUUGAUGUUUUUCGCCCAAUAGCAAACAUUUUGAUGCUACUCUCUAUCACCGAUAUUUUUUUAGUUUUUCCAUCUUUGAUUUCUUUAAAAUUGUAUGCCGCCCUAUGCCCUCAGAAAACGCAUGACUUGCUCGUGGCCUAGCUACAGACUUGACUGUAGUUGCAGUGAAAUAUUGCAUUCCAAUGCCGACACUUCCGGCUCCGUCAUUCCGUCGUUCGCUGCGACUGCGUUCCGGCGGUACUGCGGUAGAGUACUAGAGUGGAUGGUGAUAAUUUUUUUUUUCUUUAGGGAUACUAUCAUUAUUGUCUGAUACCGAGUCGUGAUAGCCGAUAGGUGAUAGCAGCCACCGCCGCGUAUACAACUACUACUACUACUACACAACUUGUCUACUCGUACGGCUCGUCGCCGAACAGUACGGGCGACGUACAGAUGUCGCCACCGUCGCAAUUUUUGUCUUCCAUGGCUGCCGUGAACUCUGUGGCAUGUGUUCGUGUUGUCGUCCAUUUUGCAAGGCUAUAAAUUUUCUAUCGCAAACGCGCACGAAUGAUAUCCCACUAAAAUACGUUGCGUUGCCACACUCGCCGUCCGAUUGUUGUUGUUGUUGUUUAACUCGUCGCGGUCCCGUCCUGGUUUUUCACCGUUCGGCGGCGGUGUGCGUCCUUCGUUCGCCCGUUUUCCCCCCCGCACGCGAAUUUUCGACCGUCAACUCCCGGCGGCAGCUGAGUCGUGAACGGGACAUCUAACCGGACCACGACGACGGACGCCACACAUUUCACGGGCGUACGGUGAUCUGUAAGUACUAGUACCCAUCACGAGCGGUCUUUCGGAUCGCCGACUUGCAAACGGCGGAGAGAGAGAACCGAUCGAAUCCGCCUCCCGUCCGGCGCGGUUUAACAAGCGACACACACAUAUAUUAUAUAAAGCUACUUUUGGACGUUUGGACUCCCGUGAUAGUGGUCGUGUGCGUGUGUGAGAGUGAGCGCGCGCGCGUAAGUGAGUGCGUGUGCGUGUGUGUGUGUACGUACGUUCGUGCCACCGCCGCCGUCGUCUACUGUCUAGUCAUAUAAGGCUACUCGGUGGAAUUUGGCGUGCGUGCACAUGGUAAAGCUUCUACGGCGGUGUGGAAGACAAGUUGAAAAUCAAAAUUUUCGCCGAACCGCACAGCAGUAAAGUUGCACUCUAAGGUUGAAAGACAUGGUGUGCACCGCGAUCCGCAGCUGAGAAAUAAUACACCUCGCUGUCGUGGCCGACACGCAAACGCUACGCGCGCGCCGAUCUCGCGUUAAAAUUCUCGUGUUCGGGAGUUUCUGUCGAUCGUCUCGUCAACAUCUGUCCGUCGACAGUUUCGGUUUGUUAUUUUCUUCUUCUGCUGCUCUAAAUGUUCCUGCGCAAGGAAGCGGCCGAAACAGCAGGAUAUAUGUACAUGAAUGGGGACGUAGGAAAAAUUUCAAUUGGGACACAUUAUAGUCCCUCCGAACCACUGACUGUUUCUACUGCCACAAACACUUCUUACAGUUCCAUAAAUGGAAGUUAUGAAGUGUCGGCAUCGGAUAGUAGAAGUGGUACAGUAAUUUUAACUGGAAAAAAUAGCACAAUGGUGAACGCUGAGACUUCUACUGAAAAUAUGCCAUCGCAGUCAGUAGAACAACUCAAACAACUUUUAUCAAACCAGUUAGAAUAUUAUUUUUCAAGAGAGAAUUUGGCAAAUGAUGCAUACUUAUUGUCACAAAUGGACAAUGACCAAUAUGUUCCAAUAUGGACUGUUGCCAAUUUUAAUCAAGUAAAAAAAUUGACUAAAGACAUUAAAUUGAUCACUGAAGUAUUGAGAGAGUCACCAAAUGUGCAAGUUGAUGAUGAAGGUUUAAAAGUCCGCCCAAAUCACAAACGUUGUAUUGUUAUCUUGCGAGAAAUUCCUCAAACUACUCCAAUUGAAGACAUUAAGGGAUUAUUUGCUGGAGAAUCAUGUCCUAAAAUGAUAUCAUGUGAGUUUGCUCAUAAUAAUUCAUGGUACAUUACUUUUGAAAAUGAUGAAGAUGCACAAAGAGCAUUUUUGUAUCUUCGUGAAGAGGUUAAAGAAUUUCAGGGUCGACCUAUAAUGGCUCGUAUUAAAGCAAAGCCAAUGAAUCGCAUGGCUGCACCAAUAUCACCGGGUGCUGUUGCUGGAAUUCCAGGUAUCAAAACAGUAAAUGGUUUUAGAACUCCGCCAAUGCAAGCUCAACCUAUCAAUCCAUAUAUAGAUCAAGGUCCAGGUGUCACACAAUCUGGACCUCCUGCACCACCCCCACAGCAUCCUCAAGCUGCCAGGUUGUUUUAUACAAAUGGAGGACCAGCUCAAUAUGCUCCAGUCAAUUAUGCUGCUGCCAAUCUGCAAGUAUAUUUACAGCAGCAGCAACAGUCUCCAUAUUAUCCUACAAAUAUGAUUCAACAUUGGGCUCAUCCUGCAACAGGGGCCUAUUACACAACUGAUCUUAGUGGCAUAUUUUCUGUGAAUGGCUUGGCACCCCAAGGAGCUUUUACUAAACCUCAAAAUUCAAGAUAUAAUGUUUCGCGUGCACCUGGUCGAUCCAAUGGAAAAAUGCGUCAUAAUUCUGUUGGUGGUAGUGAAUAUUACCGAAGUUCAGCUUCGGAUAGUGGUUUACCAUCUCGUCCUGGUAGUUACACAUCAAAUGGAAGUCUGACUAAGUCAUCUAGUAGUAGUGGAUCUUUGCAUAUUUCCAAUGCAACCAGAAACUAUGUUGACAAUCAAGAUUCAGCUGUAAUUGAUAGACAGUCUAAUGGUACAAUCAACAUCCCUAAAGAUCCUACAUCAUUGCCACCAAGAUAUAGGCGAAGGAAGAAAGAUGAUGAAGUAGGACCAGAAGUAGUAACCACAGGUACUAUACCUCAGCCACCAACUGGAAGUUUUGAUUUGGCUGCUGAUGCGUUCCCUCCGUUACCACCUCAAGUUGUAUCUAUAUCACACCAGUCGCCAACUUCAUUGCCCCAUGACCAGUUGUCACCUCGUGUUAACAUUGAUCCUAGGAUUACUGUAAUUUCAACUUCGAGUAUUUCAACAGUUCUGUCUGAACCCUCUGUAUCUAAGACUGAUGAUGAUAUGGACCUAACUGUGAAUUCAGAGAGCCUACCAAAUAGUUUACAAACAGUGCCUCCUGUUGGGCCUGUACCUGUGACUGCAAUUGUUGAUGACGUAUCAAAUAUGUCUUUGAGCUCUGUUAAUUUGCACUCAAAGGUUCAGGAUAUUGUUACGACUUCGAAUUCUAUAAUAAAUCCUACAGAUAAGACUGUAAUGCCAGCAAAAUCUGACAUGCCACCUACUACGCCUAAAGCAAAUGGUACAUCUCUUAAUAUUAAGCCAACUGUACCAAAUCAUAAGGCUCCUUUGCCAUCACAGUGCGCUUGUGUCAUACCACAACCACCUGCUACAUUUUCGGCAGAUAUGGCUAACAAUAAUCCUGUUCUUAAUGGGAAUGGUUCUCCAAAUAUUGGUCAUAAACUAAGUUAUGCACAAGUAGCACAGCAUCACAAAGAAAGGAAUGAGAGCCACAUUUCCACAAUUAUCACAUUUGGGCAAACUCCUAUUGUAGAAGAAGAAAAAAAAGAUGAAACUAUAUCUACUAUGAUACCCCAAUCUAAACAAUCAAACCUUACAGCAGAGGGUCUUCUAACAAAUCGGUCUGGAAAAGGACACAAAACAUCUAAUAGUGAACGAGGAACAAUACCCAGGAAAGGAUCAUCAAAGUUCAAUCGUACUAAGUCUCCUAAGUAAAAAUUUAGAUAAGGCCUAAGUAUCAGUUGUGACUCAACUUAUGAAUAACGUUCUUAUAAAAACAAUUCACUUCAAGUAUGGCAGAUAAGUGGAAGGAUCCGGACAGUAUCGAUACAAAAAUUGUAACAUUGUUUUAUGCUGAAUUGAUAGGCUUAAAACAACAGUGAUACAUAAAUAUAUCCCCGUCCUACUGUCAUUAUAUUCUAAUCAAUUUGUCCAAAUUAUUAUGUUUAUUGUUAGUUUUUUUUUACAUAAGUUCAAUAUCUUAUGAUUGUUUCCUUUUAUGAAAAAAAUGCAUAAAACAAAACAACUUUGAAACUAAACUCCUAUAUAGAUAUAUUAUAUUUAUAUAUAUACUUAUGUUUAUGUAUAUAUUAAAAGAUUUAAAUA
Diuraphis noxia (Russian wheat aphid) is the source of this 4735-nucleotide messenger RNA. RefSeq names its product La-related protein 4B. Gene Ontology annotation, biological process: positive regulation of translation. Gene Ontology annotation, cellular component: cytoplasmic stress granule; cytosol. The record is from RefSeq and is a predicted model, not a curated record. NCBI's taxonomy places the organism in Eukaryota, Metazoa, Arthropoda, Insecta, Hemiptera, Aphididae. Gene Ontology annotation, molecular function: mRNA 3'-UTR binding.